CAGCACGUGUCUCUCCAUCUCGACCCUUUUCCCAUCAAUCAUCUACCGCACUCUCGAUACCCAAUCCUCUCAAUUCUCUCAACUCGCUCAACUCACUCAAACCUAUACUCGUCAAUCAUCGCCACGGGCUCUUCCUCUCUCUCCCUCUUCGUCUCUCUUCAUCUCUCUUCAAUCAUCUCAACCAGGCACACCAUACAACCGCCACAAUGAUGUCCGCAAGACCCCUCGUUCGCUCGACGCUCCCCAGAGCUUCCCGCGCCGUCCGCGUCCCCCGCCAGCAGCACCUCCGCCUCCAGUCUACCACAAGCACGGCCUCAUCAUCAACAGCAGGAGGCGCUGGCUCCGGUAGCUCCCACUUCGGCGCUGGUGUCGCCGGUGGCCUCGCCGGCGCCGGCCUCUUCUACGCCAUCUACUCCUUCACCCCCGCCGGACGCACCGCCUCCAAGGUCAACAAGGCUGCCAAGGACGCCGCCCAGAAGUACUCCGCCGCUUCCCAGAAGCUGCAGGAGAACACCCCUUCCGCCGACCAGGCCAUCGACUACAUCAAGCAGUUCGCCUACUCAUACGUCGGCUGGGUCCCCGGCGGCCGCGCCUACGUCGACACGGCCUUCAACGACUUCGAGACCGUCCGCGAAAACCACAAGGAUGAGGCCGACAAGAUCAUCAAUGACGCCUACAAGCAGUUUCAGGACGUCGCCAAGGCCGGCCUGAGCCUCGAGGCCGUUCACCAGGCCUACGACGUCCUCGCCGACGUCGCCAAGAAGAUCGCCUCUCUCGGCGGCGACGCCAUUGGCGACGUCGUCGACAACCAUCCCCAGCUCAAGGAGAAGCUCGGCGGCAACAUCGACCAGCUCAAGGACAUGGGCGCCAAGUACGGCCCCGAGGCCAAGAAGCAGGUCGACGAGACCUGGGGCCAGCUCAAGGACCUCCUCGCCGGCGGCCUCACCGCCGGCAACUUCGAAAAGGCUCGCAAGCUCGUCGAGGACAAGGUCCAGCAGGUCCGCAAGCUCGGCGACGAGGCCUGGAAGAAGGCUCUCGAAGAGGCAAAGCCCCUACUCGACAAGAACCCCAAGGUUAAGGAGCUGGUUGAGAAGAACGCCGACGCCCUGAAGCAGGGCAACGCCAAGGAGCUCUUCGACAAGGCCAAGACCGCCGUCGAGUCGGGCGACUUCGGUGGCCUCGAGACCUACGUCACCGACGCUGUCGACAAGGCCAAGUCCAAGGGCUCCCAGGUCGGCGAGUCCUUCGGCCUUGACCAGUACUUCAAGAUGAUCCCCGACGGCGACCAGAUCCUCCCCAAGCUGAAGCAGCUGCGCGAGGUCGCCGACAAGCACAAGGACGAGGGCGAGAAGCUGUUCAAGGAGACCAUCGAGGAAGUCAAGAAGGUUCUCGAGAACAAGGCCAAGAAGGCCGAGGAGAUUGCCGGCAAGGCUAAGAAGGAGGCCAAAUAGACUCGGCCCGUUUGACGCAUGCGUUGAUGCCGCAUGGCACUGAUACCCCCUUCCACCCCUUUCCGAGGGUGGACUGUUGUUGUUGUCUGUACGAUAGCAAAAGCCUUUCCUUUGUUUAAAAAGAAUUA
This is a messenger RNA of Colletotrichum destructivum, 1579 nucleotides long. RefSeq lists its product as uncharacterized. NCBI's taxonomy places the organism in Eukaryota, Fungi, Ascomycota, Sordariomycetes, Glomerellales, Glomerellaceae. Bases 207 to 1451 code for a protein of 414 amino acids. The record is from RefSeq and is a predicted model, not a curated record. The transcript has a single exon.